Rangifer tarandus platyrhynchus (Svalbard reindeer) is the source of this 225-nucleotide messenger RNA. The record is from the annotation of a GenBank genome assembly. Lineage: Eukaryota; Metazoa; Chordata; Mammalia; Artiodactyla; Cervidae.
UUUCAGAUGGCCUGCAUUCUCCUUAAGCUUCCUCCUACCCCGCCCCCGUUCUCCUCCGUCUCAGCAAAGGAUCCUGCUGGCUACUGCGUGGAGAAGAUGGACGCUGUCAGACUGUCGUGCCAUGGAGAAGAUGGACGCUGUCAGACUGUCGUGCCAUCUAGUUCCUGCUGCCACGCCAAGACGUCUGGAGCCAUUGAGACAGUCAUGGAAUGUCUUCAGAGAUGA